AUGGUUUUUUUACCCUGGGCUGCUAUACAGGGCAAACUAGACUCCAGCAGGAUCAAGGCGCCUAAGUAUCCGCAGCUUGAAGCUGCAUUAAUUCAGUUCAUUUCUCAAGCAAGAUCAAUGCCGGUGAAGAUCCCCGUCGGCACCCGAGUUCUGAAGAUCCAGGCGAGAACUAUCGCCCUGCGCCUAAGCAUCACCAACUUCAAGGAACGUGGAGGUGGGUGGUUGACAAGGUUCAAAAGGCGAAACAAGGUCCUCUUCCACAAGCAGUCUGGUGAGUCCGCUGACGUGCCCCAUGCCACGAUUAAGGCCUGGCGCACGCGUGUCCUGCCGGCCCUGCUCAAAGGAUAUGAACUCCAGGAUAUCUACAAUGCCGAUGAGUCUGGGUUAUUCUUCAAUCUACUGCCUGACUCGAGCAUGUGCCUGGAAAAAGAAGAUACCCAUGGCAAUAAACAGUCCAAAGCCCGCCUGACAGUCCUCCUGGGCAGCAAUGCUCAUGGGAGCAACUAA
Molecule: messenger RNA, 507 nt
Organism: Frankliniella occidentalis (western flower thrips)
Lineage: Eukaryota; Metazoa; Arthropoda; Insecta; Thysanoptera; Thripidae
Product: tigger transposable element-derived protein 6-like
Exons: 1
Coding region: 1-507 (168 amino acids)
Cellular component (GO): nucleus
Molecular function (GO): DNA binding
Source: RefSeq, a predicted model, not a curated record